GCCUCCCUCCCUCCUUCUUUCUUUCCUCUUCCUUUUCUUUCCUGGGUCCAGCCUGCGCCAUCCCUUUGGGUUGAGGCAAGCAGCAAAGACCUGGAGGCAGGUUGCCAAGCGCAGGAGGCGGAUUUGCCUCCCUUUCUUCCCUCUUUUGCUGUGGGAGGGGGGCAUCUCCUUCCCCUCUCCCUCAUUCCCUCCUUCUCCGCCCCCAAACCUCCCCUUGACCCCCCUUUCCUUCCUUCCUUCCCUCCUUCGUCCCUCCAUCUCUCCCUCCUCGCCUCCAAACCGUGCGUUUUUACGCACAGACCGGCUCCAGCAAGGAAGGGGGGCGCAUCUUUGGGGAAGGCAGGAGAGACCUCUUUCCCCACUUUUGGGGUUUGCAUUGGGGGGCCAGAGGAGAGGAAAGACCCCUCUUCCUUCUGCCCCCAUUCCCACCUCCUUGGGAUUCAAGGGAGAGGAAGAGAGAGCCCUUCUUCCAACACCCCACCGGUUGGCUGAGCUUCCCAAGCCUUCCCUUCUUUCGUCUGCAUCUCCCCUCUUUCCAAAAUAAGCUUUCCCCAUUCUACAGCACAGCCAGGGAGAUCCCUUUCCUCCCUCUCUGCAUCAGCCGGAGGAGCCCCCAAGACCCAGACCAAGGGACCAGGCUGCGGAAAAACAAGGAUGACACAGCCUGGCAAGCAGCAGUGCCGUUGGCAGUGAUGGGCUUGAGCAAGAACGAGGUCGUCGUCAAAGAGAUGCCAACACCCCUCUUCGGCCUCUGGAUGCCACCCUCCUGACGGAAGCAGCAUCCCUGGCAGCAUCACUCACUUUGGGUGCCUUGGGGAGGCCUUUUGAGCACCGUGGGCUCAGAUUUUGCCCCAAGGGGCAUCCCAUUGCCUCCAUCCAUCUCCUUUUCCUUGGACUGGGCCAUAGGGUCAAAAUCCAAGUAGCAUUUGACUGGCAGGAUUGGGGAGCAUCAUCCAGAGAAAGCCAGGCUUCCAUCUUUCCUUUGGGGGGAGAUGGUGGCAAUGCCACCUCAUUGCCACUCCAGGAUGUGGCGUCACAUUUGAGGGGGCCUUCAACCUCGUGGGCUCACAAUCCCUGACGGCACCGUGCCUCAAAAUAGAGUGUUGCUCCUGGAGUUUCGAUUCAGGAUUGCACCAGACUCAGACGUGAAGCUUCAAGGCAUCAGGGCUUCGCUCUUGGCACCACCGCAGGGGAAAAGUUUGGACGUGGCUCUCCUUGAGGUGCCCAUGGAUCCCACCAUGCAUGGCGGACCUCACCAGCCCCAGGACCAUGAACUGAUGCCCGCUCUUUGAGCCCUCCCCCCAUGCCCAGUCUGCCAGAGCUGGCACUAUGGCCCGGCCUGGCACUGGGACCCUGGUCUUGGCCAAUGGGCUGGGCUUCCCUCCCAGCAACGUGGCCCGUGUGGUGGUCUGGGAGUGGCUGAAUGAGCACGGGCGCUGGAGGCCUUACACGGCCGCUGUGUGCCACCACAUUGAGAACAUUCUGAAGGAAGAUGCCCGGGGCAGCGUGGUCUUGGGGCAAGUGGAUGCCCAGCUCUCUCCAUACAUCAUCGACCUGCAGUCCAUGCACCAGUUCCGGCAGGACACAGGGACGAUGCGCCCGGUGCGAAGGAACUUUUACGAUCCCUCCUCGGCCCCCGGAAAGGGAAUUGUGUGGGAAUGGGAGAACGACAAUAACUCCUGGACGCCCUACGACAUGGACAUUUGCAUCACCAUCCAAAAUGCGUACGAGAAGCAGCACCCAUGGCUGGACCUCUCCUCCCUGGGAUUUUGCUACUUGAUCUACUUCAACAGCAUGUCUCAGGUGAACCGUCAAACACAGCGGAAGCGCCGCCUCCGCAGACGCAUGGACCUGGCCUACCCUCUCACCAUGGGCUCCAUCCCCAAGUCCCAGUCCUGGCCCGUGGGCACCAACUCGGGGCAUCCCUGCUCCUGCCAGCAGUGCCUGCUGGUCAACAGCACCCGGGCUGCCUCCAACGCCAUCCUAGCCUCCCAGCGCAGGAAGGUCUACGCAGGCAAUGGCAAUGGGACGAUGGCUGUUCGCCAGAGCAAUACCUUCAACGGGACAGCCCUGUGGUCACUGGGCAGUGUGCCCAACGGCGGGAUGGCCAAGAUGGAGCAAGUUCGCGCCGCCAACGGCAUGCAAGUGGCCACCUUUUCACGGAGUCAGAGUGCCCCCAGUCAUGCCCACCUCCCAGGGCAAAACAACCUGAACCGGCCUGGGACCCAGCGGGUGGCCAUCUUGAGUACCAGGGCUUCUAUUCCACCAGGGGUUCCUGCCCUCCCGGUCAAGAACCUGAAUGGAACUGGCCCGGUCCAUCCUGCCUUGGCAGGAAUGACUGGCAUUUUGAUGUGUGCGGCAGGCCUGCCGGUCUGCCUCACCCGUGCCCCGAAACCCAUCUUGCACCCGCCGCCAGUCAAUAAGAGUGACAUGAAGCCCGUGCCUGGCAUCACCGGAAUUUGUCGGAAGACCAAAAAGAAGCAUUUGAAAAAACGCAAGAACCCCGAGGAUGUGGUGCGACGUUAUAUCCAGAAAGUGAAAAAUCCUCCCGAUGAGGAUUGUACCAUUUGUAUGGAGCGGCUGGCCUCUUCAUCGGGCUACGAGGGCAUCCUGAGGCACAAAGGGGCCAAGCCAGAGCUGGUGGGCAAGCUGGGCAAAUGCGGGCACAUGUACCACCUCCUCUGCUUGGUGGCCAUGUACAACAAUGGCAACAAGGUGAGAUCAGAGGACGGCAGUCUGCAAUGCCCCACUUGUAAAGCCAUCUAUGGAGAGAAGACUGGAACUCAGCCCCCGGGGAAGAUGGAAUUCCACAUCAUCCCGCACUCGCUCCCCGGCUACGGGGACUGCAAAACGAUCCGCAUAGUGUAUGAUAUCCCCGCUGGGAUCCAGGGUCCGGAGCACCCCAAUCCUGGAAAGAAGUUCACCGCACGAGGCUUUCCACGCCACUGUUACCUUCCAGACAAUGAGAAAGGCAGGAAGAUCUUGAAGCUCCUCAUUGUGGCCUGGGAGCGGCGGCUCAUCUUUACCAUCGGGACGUCCAACACGACAGGCGAGUCCGACACCGUCGUGUGGAAUGAGAUCCACCACAAGACCGAGUUUGGCUCCAACCUCACCGGUCAUGGCUACCCCGACCCCAACUACCUGGACAAUGUCCUGGCCGAACUGAUGGCCCAAGGGGUGUCCGAGGCCCACCUGAAGGACUGAAGAAAGGCCCUCGGUCUCCCCCCCCCAUUCCCUUCCCUACUCCUGCCGCUGCUGUCCCCCCCUUUUCGCCGUGUGAUGCGUGGAAGCGUGACCACUGCCUGCGUCUGUCCAUCCGUCCGUCCGUGAGUGUGUUCUCUUUGUCGACCGGCUCUCUGCCAGGGUUUGGGGGGCGGGGUUGGGGGUCCUCCCUUGCCUCCUUUGUCGCUUCUGCUGCCUUGACUUUGGAUGAUCUUCGCCAGCAAUGUCACCAAAGGAGCUCUUGGUUUAUCAGGAUAAUCUCACCUUUGGGGGAGGAAUGCGGGGACACCACGCCAAACUGCACAAUUGAGCAACCAAUCCAACUAACUCUGUUGUCCCUUUCUUUUUCUAUGCCUAGCGAGAGAGAUGGAUACAUACAUACACACAUCCACAUCUGCAAUAUUUCUCUUUGCCCUGACUGUAUCUGCGCUCGAGCAAAAACACAUACACUGUGCUCCAUAUUUGUAGUGUCAUAGGAGUGGGGCAUGAAAUCCAUGAACCAGUUUGAUGGGAGGCAGAGGGAAGGAAUUCUGGUUGGAGAUGCAGGUUAUCUUAUAUGGGGAAACCCUAGACAUUUGGCCAUCUGAGGCAUCAGGGCAAGAUGGCACUUCUUUCCCGUUCCAGAGGUCAAACACAUUGGGGGUUGAACCCCCUUUCAGUGAUGCUGCUUAAUGGGCACCCCAGUCCUUGGCACAGCAGGUUCUUGAUCUUUUCAGCUUCUCAACUUGCCUUACAUGAAGCUGUUUCAGGCAUUGUUUUUCAGAUUCCACCUCUCUUACAGAAGUCUCAUCCCAUAGGGAGGAGAGUGGAUUAUACCCUCAAUUUUGUCACCCACGUUGAGGUUUUCCAGAGGGACUUCUCCUUAGGGCUUUCUCGCUUGGACUGUGGUCCAUGGUGAACUGAGAGUUUCUGGGAUCAUUGGUGGCAUUUUCCCAAAGUGUGGAGGGAGAGGACUUUGAAUGGGGUCCUGAUGCCUUGAAAAAAAUGCACACAUCUUGCUCCAGAAUUGGGUGUCCUUCUAGGUUUCACAUUUCAGUGAUGCCAGUCAUAGAACUGAGCCCCCAAACAAAAUUGAGCCCGGUUUAUCUCUCAACAGGCAAUCACCAGAAAUGUAGGGAACCCACCCCAAUGAAGGCCAUGGAAGAUGGCCACCCAAGCAUUUUAUAGCCAAGAGAAUUGGACAAUCAUUCCCCUCUCUGGGCCAUGUCUGCUAUGGUUGUCAUUAUAUAUCCAGACUCUCCUGUAUUCUGCUUCCACUCUCCAGUGAGGUUUUCCAGAUUACAUUGUCUCGGUGGGGCCUAUGCUUUGCUUCUCCAAUCCUGAGGAAUCUGGGAGUUAUGGUCCCAAAAUGUACAUUUGGGGAACUCUGGUUAAACUCUGGUCUCUGCCUUUGCCCAGGUUUCCACCUGAGACGUUGUGAAGCUUUGCUUGGCAUGGUCUCUUCUUGGUGUAGCUUGAGAUAUGUUGCCAACAGGCAAGCACAACUGCGGUGCACUAGAGCUGCUUCUUUAAAGGGCCUUUGAGCAACCGGGCAUUGCAGUAAAGAAAUGGCCUCCAUAUUUUCUCUUUGGCACAAUGUUUGUAAAAGGGCUGGCACCUUUUUCCUGCUUAAAUUGAGAACUGCUUAUCACAGGGUUGGGAAAGCUAAGUCUCCCCGAGCAGUGAUGGACUACAUUUCCCAUUAACCCUAGGCAGCAGUGAGGGAGGAUGGGAACAGCAAUCCAGCAGCAUCUGGAAGGUCAUCCAUCCAAGUCAGCAGGAUAGUGAGCACAUGCCUAGUUUUGGAUGGCUUUGAAGGAGGGCUCCAAGGUGCUGGAACCUAGACUUGGAUUUGAUUCAGCACCUUGGAGAGCU
Molecule: messenger RNA, 5076 nt
Organism: Anolis sagrei ordinatus
Lineage: Eukaryota; Metazoa; Chordata; Lepidosauria; Squamata; Anolidae
Gene: DTX1
Product: deltex E3 ubiquitin ligase 1
Biological process (GO): Notch signaling pathway; protein ubiquitination
Cellular component (GO): nucleoplasm
Molecular function (GO): ubiquitin protein ligase activity; zinc ion binding
Source: RefSeq, a predicted model, not a curated record